Molecule: messenger RNA, 1531 nt
Organism: Owenia fusiformis
Lineage: Eukaryota; Metazoa; Annelida; Polychaeta; Sabellida; Oweniidae
Source: the annotation of a GenBank genome assembly
AUCUGUACAAAAGUAUUGUCAACCCUAUUAGUAAAGUAUAACUAUCUUAUUACCGUAAUCAACAUGAACAUCGACUUUCUGCUGCAGAUGUAUCUAAACAAAUAAGUUGAGGGAUUAUUUGGAAAGGCAUAUCUCCAUUCAACAGUAUACACAUUGAGGCGAUUAUGGCUGAUAUGGGUACAUCAGUCAUGAAUUCAACAAAUGAUACAAUGGAUAAUGUUUCAUGUUGCCAAGAGGAUUACAGAGAUGACUUGGAACUUUAUUAUAUACAAUUCCAAUCCGGUUUGGUGUCCAAUAUCAUAUGCGCCUUUGGUGUCAUCUGUAAUUUGUUAUCCAUUGUUGUGCUUAGCAACCAUCGGAUGAGAUCAUCAACGUCUAUCUAUCUUAUGGCACUCGCCAUCCUUGAUAUUGUAGUCCUUCUUUGUUCAGCGCUUUUUCUUGCCAUUCCAGCAAUGGCCGGGUAUCUCCAAGGCAACUUGAUGACGUAUUCGAAAUUCUACCCAAAUCUUCAUCCGAUUGGCUACCCGUUGACGCUCAUAUCUCAGACGUGUACGAUUUAUAUUACCGUUGCGUUCACAGUUGAGAGAUUUAUAGCAGUAUGCCACCCAUUACAAGCUGCAAAUAUGUGCACAAUUCCACGUGCGAAGCGAGUUGUAGUGACAGUCAUAUUCUGCGCUGUCGUUUUCAAUAUUCCACGAAUGUUAGAAUUCGGAGUGACCCAAACAUUAGAUAAAGCCACCAAUGCCACUGUACCGAGGAUUGUCUAUAAGGACCUACACUGGAAUAAAAUAUAUAAAGUCACUUAUAUGGUUAUAGCGUAUAUUCUUGUCAUUUUUCUGAUACCAUUCCUAUUGCUGACUAUACUGAAUACGCUACUAAUAAAAGCGGUAAAUCGUUCCAGAGCGACGCGGGCGACAAUGAAUACUCGAACGCUACGAGAGAAUAAUCUAACAGUGAUGCUGAUUGCAGUGAUAAUGGUGUUCCUCAUUUGCCAAUUCCCUGCCCUCAUAGACAAUAUUAUAACAGCCUUCUUACCGAACGAGAUCCAAAACUCAAGGUGGUAUAUCAUUUUCUAUAGUAUUUGUACCAAUAUGGUCAUUCUAAACUCGGCUGUCAACUUCAUACUAUAUUGCGUCUUUGGUAAAAAGUUCCGUCGUAUUUUCCUGGUGAUGUUCAAAUGUUGGCGAUUCUGCCCUAACAGCGACAUCUUUCGGUUCGAGGAGACGAACUACACCAAUGUAAGCAUUCUUCGAAAAGCAAGUAUGGUUUCUAAAUCAAAUACCACCAUUAGAGAUAAAAGUUAUACCGGAAAUAUUGUGUCACAGAAAAACUUCGGCCCACUGAGAAAGUUUAUAAGUAAGCCAUACAGAAAUGGACAAGCCAAUAUGGACGACGGCCACGAGGGACAUUCUACCUUACUUGAGAAAAAACAUGUGCAGAGAACCUUGCCUAAUGGAAAUAUAGUAUAUGAUGUAUAAAUGAACUAUAUAAAGGACAACAAUUUUAAUACAGAGCAGGCCCGUAGCCAGGA